GCGGAGCCUGGGGGCCAGCGACUUAUGUCCAGCGGUUAUGUGAUAGCAGCACCUGGUCCAGAAGGAAACACGAGCCGAGACCCCAGCACCCUGUCCGACGGUGCAGUUAUCUAUGGCAGAAACAAAUGGUACAGCAGGCAUGGAGGCCACCAGGAGACGUACUCAGCCCAGUGCCAAUGGGAAAACAUCUGAACAGAGUGAGGAGCCAGCACAGUGGGGAAGAGCAUGGGAGGUGGACUGGUUUUCCCUGAUCUCCGUGAUAGGCCUCCUGUGCUUUGCCCCUUUCAUUGUCUUCUACUUUGUGAUGGCCUGUGAUCAGUACCAGUGCUCCAUCAGCCAGCCUCUGUUUGAGUUGCUUCGAGGAGAGACCUCAUUGCUCUCCAUCUGGGCCCGGACAGCCUCCUUCACCUGGUCAGCUGCCAAAAUAUACGCCAUCUGGGUGGCCUUCCAGGCGUUCCUGUAUAUGUGUGUUCCUGACAUCACUCAUAAGUUUAUUCCUGGCUAUGUUGGUGGGGUGCAGGACGGAGCACUAACCCCUGCUGGCCUUGUUAACAAGUACCAGAUCAAUGGACUGCAGUGUUGGCUCAUCACUCAUGCUCUGUGGUAUGCCAAUGCCAACUUUUUCCACUGGUUUUCCCCCACCAUCAUCUUCGACAACUGGAUCCCCCUGAUGUGGUGUGCUAACAUACUGGGCUAUGCUGUUGCCACCUUUGCGUUCAUAAAGGCUUACCUUUUCCCCACAAACUCUGAAGACUGCAAGUUCACAGGGAACCUCUUCUAUGACUACAUGAUGGGCAUUGAGUUCAACCCACGGAUUGGCGAGUGGUUUGAUUUCAAACUUUUCUUCAACGGUCGGCCUGGCAUCGUAGCCUGGACGCUAAUCAACCUGUCUUACAUGGCCAAGCAACAGGAACUGUACGGCCAUGUCACCAACUCCAUGAUCCUGGUCAACGUACUGCAGGCCAUUUAUGUGUUGGAUUUUUUCUGGAAUGAGGCCUGGUACCUGAAGACCAUUGAUAUUUGCCAUGACCACUUUGGAUGGUAUCUAGGCUGGGGUGACUGUGUCUGGCUGCCCUACCUCUACACACUGCAGGGUCUGUAUCUGGUGUACCACCCAGUCCAGCUUUCAGAUGCCCAUGCCCUGGCUGUCCUCUUGUUUGGCCUUGUUGGUUACUAUAUCUUCCGAUCCACUAACCACCAGAAGGACCUGUUCCGCCGUACUGAGGGCUCCUGCUCAAUCUGGGGCCGCAAACCAACGUUCAUCGAGUGCUUGUAUCGCUCAGCUGACGGUGUCGUCCACCGCAGCAAGCUCAUGACCUCAGGUUUCUGGGGAGUGGCCCGCCAUCUCAAUUAUACUGGUGACCUGAUGGGGUCACUGGCCUACUGUGCCGCCUGUGGCUUUGGCCACAUGCUUCCAUACUUUUACAUAGUUUACAUGACCAUCCUGUUGGUGCACCGCUGUGUGCGUGAUGAACACCGUUGCAGCAGCAAGUAUGGCAAGGACUGGAAACGCUACACGGACGCGGUGCCUUACCGGCUAAUUCCUGGGGUUUUUUAGUGAACAGUGGGAUGAAGGAGGGAGAGAGAAGGUGAGGGUUAGGAUUAUGAUCGAUACUGACAUUAUGAAAUUGGAUUGCGAAUAGCAAGAUAAACAUAAGUAUACAUAUAGACUGCUGCACACACAUUUCUAUACAUUUUAUUGUAUUUUUUUCAGCCUCAGUAAAGGCAGUCAGAUACACCAGUCUGCUGCUUUCUGCUGUGACCUGUUUUUUUUUUUAAAUGUACAAUAUAUCCUAUAUUGUAUGUUACAUGACUGUACAGAUUUGUACAUUGGAGAGACAAAACAACCUCUCUAUAAAUGAAUGGCAGAAGAACACAGGAGGGCUUACUCCUCAGGUCAAGAGUCUGCUUUCCACUUAGAUCUGAAGGAGAAGAAUCAUUCCUUUGAGGACAACAAUGUAAACAUAUUGGCAUGAAAAGACAGAAGGUUUGGAAGAGCAGUAAAAGAAUCCAUCUAAGCCAUGCUGGAACAACCGUCUGUCGCAUAUGAAAGUACUCACCCACCAACAAUGCAGUACUGAGUUCUCCCCCCAGACAACUUAAUAACCAUCCACACUAGGCUCACCUAGCUCCAGCAACCCACAUGACGGCCGGUUAAGUGAACAACCCACAAGAAUGCCCCUAACGACUCUGAAACUCAGGGCUUAUACGUGUCCUUAACAACUCUGUAAGGACACUCCCACACAGAGUUUAAAAGUCUGCACAUCUCUUCCAGUGAGUUACAACUGAAGAAGCCUGAGAGGUGAAAUGUUUUCACGAAACUGAAACAGGACCAGUUUCCUAUGAUACAGCACUUAAAAUUAAAAGAGCACAACUCGGGGCACCUCACUUCUGCAGUGGACUGCUCUCUUUGACUGUUCCACACAACACUGUGACAUUCUCAUACCAAGCUAUGUAUGAGUAAUCCUGUAAAUUCAUUGGUCAGUUUGUUAAAAAGAAAAAAAAAGAAAGAAAGAAAAAUGCUAGUGAGUUAGUUUGAUAAUCAUUUAUCAAGAAAAUACAAAAACAUGGCUGGCUUCUCAUUUCUCAGUUUUCCCAGUGAGAAUGGUUUGUCUUUAUAACUUAAAUACUUGUGGGAGUUUGUGUCACUUAGCACUCAGUCAUCCUAUGAUGGGGCCUAUUCAUUGUUUGGGUCAUUUAUAAACGUAAUCAGUAAUUAUGAAUAUAAAUUGGAUAGAUUUAUUCAUCAAUAUAUUCUAUAAUAUUUUGUUGCUGCCCCACUGGCUUAAUAGACAAAAUGUAAUUACAUGGUCCACUGAAGAGACCAAUGGCAUAGAAAGUUAGGAUGUCUUUGUAUAAAGUUAUUUGAGGUUUAUCAUAUCGGGCUUAAUAAGACUCAGUACAAUAAGGAAAUCCUUAGUUGUUGGUGUGGAUUUCCCUUGUUGUGGUUGAGAACUUUAACAGCAACAGCACUUUCAGAUUUUCUUGUUUACUAAGCUAGUUGGAUCAUUAUUGAUCAUUGCUUUGUGUUCAACCAACAUGUAGAUUAAAAGGUAGUAAUGUUUGAGCUAUUGAUAGAAGAGUUUUUUUUUUUUUCUGUCAGUGAUGACAUUUGUUUUGUUGUUGUUUUGUUUUUCCUCAUACCAGCACUGCCUUUUCUAAAGUCACAAAAUAAAUCCAUUCUGCAUUUUC
Acanthopagrus latus (yellowfin seabream) is the source of this 3192-nucleotide messenger RNA. RefSeq names its product 7-dehydrocholesterol reductase (gene dhcr7). The coding region runs from base 113 to 1558 and encodes 481 amino acids. Gene Ontology annotation, cellular component: endoplasmic reticulum membrane. The transcript is spliced from 8 exons. Gene Ontology annotation, molecular function: 7-dehydrocholesterol reductase activity. Lineage: Eukaryota; Metazoa; Chordata; Actinopteri; Spariformes; Sparidae. The record is from RefSeq and is a predicted model, not a curated record. Gene Ontology annotation, biological process: brassinosteroid biosynthetic process; cholesterol biosynthetic process.